Molecule: messenger RNA, 2428 nt
Organism: Trametes versicolor FP-101664 SS1
Lineage: Eukaryota; Fungi; Basidiomycota; Agaricomycetes; Polyporales; Polyporaceae
Product: DUF300-domain-containing protein
Exons: 5
Coding region: 250-2298 (682 amino acids)
Biological process (GO): transport
Molecular function (GO): transporter activity
Source: RefSeq, a predicted model, not a curated record
CCUGCUCAAGCUCACGACUCAGUCUGUUUGCCUACGACUGCGACGUCUACGGCUACGAUGAGCUUUGGGUUGACGGCGACGGGGCUUUUGCCUCAAAUGGGCCAUGGCUCUGGCUCCGCACUACCCCUCCCGAUUCUCCUUGUGGCUGGAGCAUGCACGGCGGUCGCGACAUUCGUCUCUGCGAUGUCUAUCAUAAUGCAUCUCAAGAACUACAGAAAGCCACAUCUUCAACGACAGGUUAUACGAAUCAUGCUCAUGGUGCCACUGUACGCUAUCGCGUCGUUCAUAUCCUUAUUCUCCCUCGAGGCCGCAUUCUUUAUCGAUGCUGUACGAGAUAUAUACGAGGCUUUUGUAAUCUACUGCUUUUACGACCUGCUCAUCGCAUAUCUUGGUGGAGAACGGUCGUUGCUCAUCCUACUCCAUGGACGUCCACCCAAGUACCCAGUGUUUCCCGGGAACCUGUUUUGGCGGGAAGUGGACGUCAGCGACCCCCAUACAUUUUUGUUUCUGAAGCGGGGCGUCAUUCAAUACGUCCAACUCAAGCCGAUCCUCGCGCUAGCAACAGUUAUACUCAAGGCGGUCGGAAAGUACAACGAAGGAGACCUCCGCGCAGGCUCCGGAUACCUCUAUGUCAGUGUCGUUUACAACGUCAGCAUCUGCCUAGCUUUGUACUGUCUCGCCAUCUUCUGGAUGUGCGUGAACGACGAUUUGAAGCCUUUCCGCCCUAUGCCGAAGUUCUUAUGUGUCAAGGGCAUCCUGUUCUUCUGCUUCUGGCAGUCACUCGGUAUCUCCAUCCUCGUCGCCGGUGGGGCGAUCACCAAACUCGGGCCAUAUACCGACACCGAGCACAUCUCUCUCGGGCUCACAGACACUCUCAUCUGUUUCGAGAUGCCGCUGUUCGCCAUUGCGCACCUGUAUGCGUUCGCGACCCGCGACUAUGUCGACAAGCAUACUGCUUACGUCGCCAGACUACCGUUCCCUUAUGCGUUCCGCGAUGCCUUCGGCCUGAAGGACGUGGUCGAGGACGUCAAGACCACUCUGCACGGCGAAGGCAUGGACUACCGCGAAUUCGAGCCGAGUGAAGGGCAGAUCCACCAGGGCGCGGGACGAGACAGGCGGAUACGGGCGGGUCUCCGGUAUAGCCAAGGCGGGAGGCGCAAGUACUGGCUUCCUCAGCAGGCCACGGCGUCUCGUCCAUCCACCAAAUUCGAGCGCCGGGUCAAUAGGACUGUCGAGCGUGUUGCGGGACCGGACCAGACCGAGGAGGUGUACGCGCCGCUUCUCGGAACGCAGGCCUCAGACGUCGUACACACCGCCCCAGAUCUGCUCACGCCCGACGAGGGCUUCUCCUUGUUCGCCACGGGUGACCCCCUGGCAGAGGAGGGUUACGAGCUUCCGUUCGAGAUCGACGACAUGGACGAGGAGCUCUUCGCGCAUAGCAAGCAGUACCUCUUCGGCGACUACAACUACCCGUGUGUCGACGUGAGCUCGGAGCUCGCCCGCAAGACGAUGUGGAUCGAGGAGGAGCGGAUCCUGCGCGACGAGCACAGCGCCUGGUACUCACCUAUCGGUGGGGGGCAUCGCAACACGUACGGCGCGGUCGAUACGUCGGAACGGCCGCGGCUCGAUUCGGUCCACUCAGGGCCGGUGUUGGGCAAGGGCAAGAACCCAGCGGUGCGCGUUUCGUCAGACCAGGUCGUCAUCGACAAGGAGACGGAGCGGCUUUCCUCCGCGCGUGGUCCCCACGAAGUCCAGCUCCGCUACACCAGCGCGCGGUCAUCACCUGUGCAGUCUCCCAAAGCCCGGCAGUCCCCGCGCGCAACGUACAUACAACCGGUAUCCCGCACCAACUCUGGGUCUCCGCAGACGCCGUCGUCCUCCAGGAAUGGCCCGCCGCCGUCACCGAAGCCCCCAGGGGAACGCCCGGUGUUGCCGCCGGACGCGGUCGAUCUGGUAGUGGAGGACCCGAAUGCAGGCCAGGAGGAGAUGACACGGGAGCGGCGGAAGGGCGAGCCCGCGGUGCGUGGCGGGAGCGCGCUGCAUCGCGUGUACCGCCGUGGCUACGAGGUCGAAGCGGAUGGAGAAAUGAGGCAAGGCGAGGUCGAGGUCGAGCGCGCCACGCCUUCACCACACUCGGAGGACGGGCGGGAGGUAUUCGGGGUUGGGGAAGACGCAGAUGUGGACGACGUGACGGAGCUCGAGCAGCAUGCGGCGGAAGAGGUAGCCGUUGUGCGGGCGGAAACACCGCCUGCGAAUGUGCAGAUCAUCAUCGACGCGGAGGACAAUCCGUGGGCGUAAUCGGGUGGUGUGGUCUCGCUGUUUUGUUGCACACGAUAUUUAUCCUGGGAUAUCGGGGAUCUUGUACUAUACCUGUCCAUAGUUUGUUUGCAAGCGUGCGUAGCUUUGUUGCUUUUCCAAUGGUACAACG